Coccomyxa subellipsoidea C-169 is the source of this 997-nucleotide messenger RNA. RefSeq lists its product as hypothetical. The transcript has a single exon. Bases 207 to 845 code for a protein of 212 amino acids. NCBI's taxonomy places the organism in Eukaryota, Viridiplantae, Chlorophyta, Trebouxiophyceae, Coccomyxaceae. The record is from RefSeq and is a predicted model, not a curated record.
ACAUCUGCUUACAAGCUCAAAGUCUGGUCUGUCCAAACUGCGGACGUCACAGCUCACACUCAAACCCCCCGUCCUCAAAUUUUGACAGACUGGAAGACCCAUCCUCACACGCUUGACAACCAAACAUCUGACUGUUCUCAGAGCUCCCAAGCAGAGCAUAGAAACAAGUCCCACACACAUCCUACACCACAAAUGAAACCAAGAGCAUGCAUGAUAUCUCGCAGGAUUCAUCAAUUACCGCUUCUCACACUGAAAAAUCGGGGCGCACAAAAGGGGCGCGCAACACAGCAGAAGCAAGAAUGUCAGGCCAGGCUGUAACUGUCUGGUCUUUUGCAGAGAGAUUGGAAUGCCUAUCUGUGUGGGCUCCUGCGGCCGUUAUUGUGAGAUCCAAGGGCUGCAUUCUCUCUGAGAGGCACAAGACAGUCUGCCACCCUAGGCCCCACCACACAUCAACAAAUUUACGAUGCCCAAAGGGGCUCGCAACAAACAUAAAGGGAAGGAAAAACACAUGGUACCCGCUUUGUCCUACUGUCAUUCUCUCACUCGAAACACCGCCUGAAUGUCAUCUUUGUCUACAUACUCUGAUGCCCCAUAAAAUAUCUCGGAGCACACAUAGUGCACCGAAAGUUAAACACAUUUGCAAAGACAGCAAAAGCCACUGCCAAACAUUGCCUGCCCACCCAAAACCAUCACAGGUCCUACGACCACAGCAACUACAGCCCACAUCCUCAGAGUCUUUCAGGUCUACACAUCACAGAUCAUCAUUCUGGCGCCCUCUGACUGAUUCCCAUGGUGCCGAGUAUCCACAAUUUGGCCCCUCAGACACUCACAAGGCGCCCACCUGAGCAUGGUCAUUCCAACUACUUUUAUUCAGUCACAUCCGGAGGCAGCAGUUCUCCAGUGACUCAUCAUUUUCUGUGCAGACAAUCUGCAGGAAGAGCAGGUAGAUCAAAUCUUCAGGGGGCCCUUUCUCCACCCCCACAACCGCAAGCAAAUC